AUGCUGAGUUUGCAGGCAACUCGUCAGGAGGGUUGGGUGUCCGGUUUGUAUGCUUUAUUGGGUACUGCAGUGGUGCAGGUGUGUCCGGCUCAGGGACAAAGCCUGAAUCCAUUGGUGGUGCCGAACGAUGCAAGUGAGCAAAUCAAGUUGAAGAAGUUGCUAAGUUGUAUACCGCAGAAAGCGUUUCGUUCGCACUUGGAAUAUUGUGUGAAUCAAUACCUACAAGGUAAGUUGACCAAGGAUGCUUUCAAGGCGGGGUGUGAGGCGUACAGUAGUCUGGUUCAAUGUGUGUUAGGAGCACGCGAAUUAGUAGCCACCGGUUGGUUGUUAAGUGCUCAAGAGAAGCAAAGAUCUAAGAGGAAGGAUAUGUAUGCUGGUGACUUUUUGGAGAAACGGGAACAUGACCUCAAGCGCAUCCGUCUUGUGAUGAGCAAUAUCCAUACCAUUGUCAACCUGAUGCAGCAAGCUGUAUUUUCUGAACAAUUCACAACCGUUCCUGGUGGCUCCUCCAUCGAAUACGAAGACCAAGACGACUCUGAAGACCAAGACGACUCUGAAGUACGAGCCGGAGGCGUCAUUGUUUAUCGUGCUGUCCAAGAAAGAGUCGAACCAGAUCGAACAGGCAGAGUAAAUUAUGAUGCUAUUAUGAACUCGGUCGAAAAGCCAGGCCAUGUAAACGCUUUGCUCAGAGCGACCCUUACUGAAAACCCGUGGCUCGAACGAGUUCAGGAAGCGCUGUAUACAUCUUCCGCGGUCAUUACCAACGGCAUGCAUCGAGAUGAUGACGCAGCUCAAUUUGCAUGUCAGGAGGAAAUUGUCAAAGAGUUCGAGACCAUGGCGCAAAAGGAAGUAAAUAGACUCCAAGCCGAACAACGGAAGAAGACGCAAAAAAAGGACUCUUCGUGUUUCAAAAAGCUCUUCUCUAGGAAAAAAAAAAACACUGAACAAAAUUCAGACCCAGUUCCAGAUCUGACGACCUCUGCAACGAGUGUUGAACAACCUCCAGUGGAGGCGUACAACGCGUGGGUGGACGAGCCCGAGGUGGAUUGGUUCCGAACUUGUCACUUCGGCCGUCAGGAAGGGUUCCGAGCGGAUCAUUAUCCAUACGGUGAGUUCAAACCGACGCGAUCGAACACACCGUCUUCGCAGUAUGUGGUGGGUCUCCGAGAGAUUGAGCGGGCGUAUUUGAGUAAUUUGAGGGACCUAAUGUCGAAGAUGCGCCGUUUUGCGGAGAUUGUGGGCGACGAAUUUUAUGGACCCCGGGACGCACCACCGACUGAGCAGUACAGUGCCAGAGAGAUCGUGGGUGGUCCGGGCGCAUUGGCGAGUGCCCGGGAGGAAGCCAUGACGAGCACGGCACUAUUCAAUCCCAAAUACCUGACUUACCACCCACGGGUGGCGGGCGUUAUCAGACUUACUGACGACCUGGACCAGGACGGGGACCUGGACCAGGACGGGGACUCUUCUUCUGCAGGCCCUUCUCAAGUCCCAGACUCGUCAGGACGCCAGCACGGGUCAGGUUUGCGGGACGUGAUGUUGUUGGCCGCCAAGUGUUCCUCGGACGGAGAUGUUGCGGGGCGCCUGCUGACAUUGAGCAAGUGGACUGAGUACUACCGCGAAAUGAUCGAGCCCCCGCGUCGUGAAGACAUUGUGUGGGACGCACCCGGGGGUCGUGAGCUGGACUUUAAAAGUUUGCGCGCGGAGUUCCGGACGUGUUUGGCGAUGUGUUUGGACGAGUGCGUGGAGGACUUUGCGACGGCUGUAGUUAACCCUGUUUGUGAACAAUUGCGGAAGUUGCCGCCGCCGCACGUGGCGCUGCGCUGGUCGAAGAGGAAAUUGGCCAGCAAGUUGCAGGUGGUUGGGAAGGCGGUGCGAAAGAGCAAGACGAAGGAGUCGAACAAAACGCUGCGUAAGGGACUUACUGAUCUCAUCUGCGCCAGGGAGGGACUUAGGCAAAAACAGGCGGAACAAAAGCUGCGUCGCAAGUUCCUCACACGCUCGGAUGAAAUCGUCGAAGUCAGCCAAGUCGGGGCCGACUGGACGACUCUCAAACGCGCCGUAUUGGGCUUGCAUGAGGAAGCCACCAAGUCUCUCAACGCGCAACGAGAACAUGCCCGAGGAGAGGAUCCCGCAAACCGUGUCGAGGACAUCCAACGCUUCUACACACACGCCGAACAAUACCUCUGGGCCAAAGCUGACACUACACUCGCCUGGACAACUGCCGCUGCACGCGACCGCUUCCUCGCUACUUACAUGGCCCUAGUCCAACACUAUUUCUAUGCCGUCAACACGCGCCUCGACCUCCUGCUUGGUCUUGUAGAACACGUCAAGCACAAGUAUCUUAAACGCGCCGCUAACCCCAGAUGUAACCGAGAUAUGACACGGAAUGAACUCCUCCAACAACUCGCCGCCAGUUACCAACCCAUCAGUUCAAAUCUCAUCACGUGCACCACACCGGAUACUCGCUGUGGGAACAGUUCCACUACACACGGCGGUGCCAUUGGCACCCACCAUGCCGGUGCCAUUGCCACACACCACUACGGUGCCGUUGGCACCCACCAUGCCGGUGCCAUUGCCAUUGCCACACACCACGACGGUGCCAUUGCCACACACCACGACGAAGCCAUUGCCACACACCACGACGAAGCCAUUGCCGCAAACCGACGCAGCAUCCCAUCCCAAGAAGCGGCUUCGUUCGCUGAAGCUGAACCAUUCCCCGUCCCGAAACCGCGAAGCAGACGUGCAAUCAUGUCCUGCAGAAACUCCAUUCGGAACCACUCUCGUUCGACUGGAGAAUUGAUAUCGUAA
Gregarina niphandrodes is the source of this 2808-nucleotide messenger RNA. RefSeq lists its product as hypothetical. The transcript has a single exon. The record is from RefSeq and is a predicted model, not a curated record. Bases 1 to 2808 code for a protein of 935 amino acids. Lineage: Eukaryota; Apicomplexa; Conoidasida; Eugregarinorida; Gregarinidae.